Molecule: messenger RNA, 807 nt
Organism: Oikopleura dioica
Lineage: Eukaryota; Metazoa; Chordata; Appendicularia; Copelata; Oikopleuridae
Source: the annotation of a GenBank genome assembly
AUGGUGUUUUUACCAGAAGCUUAUGAUUACAUUGGGUCCUCUAUUUCGGAGACUUUUGCUCAGGCAGAAUGCGUUGAGAAGGGCGACCUGAUGGUGAAACUUUGUGGCCUUGCAUCUGAAAAUAAAGUAUGGCUUUCUCUGGGUGGAGCGCAUGAAAAAAUCGAUAGAAAGAGUGAUUCUGAAGAACGCGAGAGAAUCGGCAACGCGCAUAUUCUUAUUGAUGAUAAUGGCGUUAUAAAAGAGAAAUAUCGAAAGAUCCAUCUUUUCGACGCACCCGUGGUUGGACUCAAGGAAUCGAACUGGACUCUGGCUGGUGAAAAGCUAUCUGAAAUUAUCCCUUCGCCUGUUGGUAAUCUGGCUCUAAGUAUUUGCUACGACUUGCGGUUUCCUCACCUGUCGCACGAAUAUCGCAGACGUGGUGCAAAUGUUCUUACCUUUCCGAGCGCUUUUACUGUUCCGACUGGAAAAGCGCACUGGCAUACGCUUUUGCGCGCUAGAGCAAUAGAAACCCAGUGUUUUGUGGUAGCUGCAGCACAAUGUGGGAAGCACAAUGAAAAGAGAUCAUCUUUUGGUCAUUCGCUCGUCGUUGAUCCUUGGGGAGAAGUCAUUCUAGUCACGGUUUCAUUCAUAAAUAUUACUCAAUCAAUUAUGACCGCGGAGAUUAAUUCUGUAAUUGAAAUAAACCAAAUCGAAGACAUGGAGGAGAAUAUUGGAGUUGGGUACUGCGAGCUCGAUUUAGAGAAAAUCAACAAAGUUCGAACUUCAAUGCCUGUUAUGGACCAUUUUAAAUAUGAUAUUUAUCAAUAA